GAGAAGAAAUAUAGGAGUAGGAUCGUUAGAGUGCGCAUGCGCAGAGAAUUUCCCGGGAAUCGGGUCUUUCCGGGUCUCCGACACGGAUUUCCCACUUUCGUCCGUCACUUGAGCGUCCGAGUCGGCGACGUGCGAGACACGGCAACAGGUGACGAAUAUUCGCGUCGGAAAGAGAGUUUACUAUCAAGAGAGAGAGGAAGAGAGAGACAGAGAGAGAGAGAGAGAGAGAGAGAACAUUUCAAUCUUCUCGAUAAUCGAUUCUUCAUACUCGCAAGAAAUUCAACGAUAAUUUCAUUCCUCGAGUAAUCGUUCAUUUUCCUCGUUCAUUUUUUGAUACUUUCUUGCUCCGAAGUUUCCUGAAAAACGAACGAACGUACGAAAAGGAAAAGAAGAUUUUUGUUCGUUAAUUAAAUCAAUCUGAUUUAACGCGAAAUGAGUGUCGACGACAUGAUCAACUACAAGCCCGACGAGGACGAGGAUCUUUACGCUCUUCUAUCCUGCGACGAGUCAGCGACGGUCGAGCAAAUCAUAGCAGAAUAUAAGGCACUAGCCUUACAAUAUCAUCCUGACAAAAAUGCCGGUGACAAGGAGGCCGAGGCAAAAUUUCAAAAGCUUAAAAAUGCCAAAGAGAUUCUAUGCGACCCGGAAAAGAGGAGCAACUACGACAAGUGGCGGCACAGUGGUAUUUCCAUUAGCUACAAGCAGUGGCUCGGCAUGAAGGAACACGUUCAUCAAUCGAUGCAUUGGAGUACACCAAAGAUGAAGGACCGGAUGCUGCCGGACGGAAGUACUGUUGGUGGUGGAGGGGGAGGUGCCGAGGGUUCACCAGGUCAUGUGAAAGGUCAGGCCCCGAAUGCUCACAGAAGGGCCAGCGAGGGUGGCGCCAAUAUUUACUACGGUGCUCGGCGUGACGUCGAGUGGGACUCGCAGGCCUCUAGUGAGGUCGUCAACAAGUUUCGUAACUAUGAGAUCUAAAAUUUUGAGAUCUAUAGGAGAACAACGAUCGUUGAUGGAGGAUCCUUCCUUUUUCGUAUCGUGUAGGAUCAAGAUCGAUCGUUAUGUAUUUCUAAUUAUCUCUCUUGCUCUCUGUUUGAUGAAGAUGAUCCCUUACGACAACAUAAACAAUAGCAACAACAAGAACAACAACAAUACAUGCAUGCGUAUACAGGGUGUUCUAUUUUAAUCGAUUAACGUUAUAAUCGUUGUAUGUAAAAUAAUCUUUAAUGGUGUUGAAAAGAUGUCGAUUAAUUAUUUUCUUUUUUUUUUUUUUUCUUUCUUUAUACUUUUUAAUUAUAAUUUUUCAAUUGACUUCGAUCGAAAGAAAAUCGAUUUAAAUGAGACACCCGUAAUAUACGUGGAAGGAGCGCCGUACAACAUACAUACACGUAGACAAACACACGUAUACAUACCUCCUUGUGCAUUUAUCGUUCGUCACUGUCCAACCAACAGCAGGAAAAUGGCUCGGAAGACGAUACUAAGGGCAAGUCUAAUUUUUUUUCUCCAACGUCGUGAACAAUUUAUUUAUAGUGCUUGUUUCUUUUUUCUCUUUCUUAUCUUUUUACUUUUUUUUUAUUCUCACAGGAAAAAACCUUCAGAAUUUGAAUGUGUAAGAUUUAUUUUUUUUUUUUCAUCGAAGAAAAUCCGCUCUUGCAAAACGUUUCUUCUACAACAAUUUCUUUAAAAAGAAUAUUAAAAAAUGAAAAAAAAUUAAUCUUUAAAGGAUCGUCCUCUCUCUCUCUCUCUCUCUCUCUUUUUCUCUCUGUCACUCUGUGAAGUGAAGGGAGGAGAGUCACGAGUUUGAGAGAAAUACGGGAGUACAAUACAUAGUGUUCACGGUGUUUCGUUAUUAAUUUUCUUUGCUCGGCAUUCGACGAAAGACAAGCAAAAAGCGAGAAAAGAGGUAUCCUUGAAACGAUGAAUUGUGAAUGAUCAGAGAAAACGAUAUAAAUACGUACUUACGUAUAAAAGAUAAGAUCGUAAAUCUUAUCCAAUGUUGGUCUCGCGUUAAUAAAUAUACGAAUUCAAUCGUUUUUUUCCCCGUGGAAAUUUCCUAAUAACACGACUAGUUUAUUAUUAACAAAAGAAACAAAGUUUUAUCGAAUCGAAAUAAGAGAGCGAGCGAUAAGGGUCGAUCGGUUGGACGGUGCUUUUGAUGUCGUGUUGAGAGAAUAAAUAAAUAAAUAAAUAAAUAAAUAAAUAAAUAAAUAAAUAAAUAAAUAAAUUAAUUAAUUAAUUAAAAAAAAGAGAUAUAAUAAAGAAAAUAAAUAAAGAGAAUGAAAAAAGGUAAAAAAGGAACAAAAAAAAAGAAGAAGAAUUAUAAGGGGUAAAAGAAAUUAUCGAUUCCACGUGCGGGGGAGUCACGAGAUAAGAUUAAAUUCGUUGUUUCUACAGUAAGGCUCUCACUUCCCAAUGGAAUACUUAAAGAGUCUUGUCUUCCAAAUGGGAGAGAGGUGACAGGAGUAGUAUUGCGAGGAAGGGAAAGAAAAAAAAAGAAGAGAUACUAGCAGAAAAGGAAAGAAAAGAAGAGAAAAGAAAAGAAAGAUUGAAAGAAAAAGAAACGAGAUCGUUUCGAUGUUCGAUAUAUGUACGUUCAAUCGUACGAAAUAAAAUACGCGACAAUGCGCAAAUAGAUAAGCAAAUAGAUAAGAUCUUUGUCCUCUAUUCAAAAAAAAAAAAAAAAAAAAAAAUAAGGAAAACAGGAACGAAACUUCGGCCGCUGAAUCGAACUCGAGAAUCGUAUCUCUAUUUUCUUUUUUUUUCUUCUUUCUUCUUUUUUUUCUUCUUCUCUCGUAUUCGAGGAAGGCCAAACUUUUUAAGUAUAUAUCUAUUCCAUUGUGAAAUAGAGCGAAGAAGCGCACUCGUACCUGUAUCUAAUGUCAAACGCAAGCAAAGUACUUACAUCGUUACUCCUCGUCGCUUUCCAUUUCGAAAAAUGUUUCAUUCGUUUUACGCUUCCCGUCAUCAUUUUUUGAUAUUUUUCGAAUUUCACGUUCAUCGUUCGAUCUAACGAAAAAAAAACAAAAAAAUAUAAUAAAAGAAGAGAUGACAUAUUUUUGGCUUUGUCAUUCGAUGGCUCGUAUCUUUUUUUUUCUUCUUUUUUUUGUUUUUUUAUUGUUUGUUUCCUCUUGUUUAUUUAUUUAUUCUAUCCUACGUCACACACGCAUACGCAUGAACAAGGCUUUACAUUCUCGUCGUUACACGAUGAUAUUGAAGUUGUCUUUCGACAACUUAUUCGAAAAUUUUCUAAUUCGUUUUAAUAUAUAUAUAUAUAUUCUUUUUAUAUGUAUAUAUAAUAUAUAAUACAUACAAAAAAUGCAGAUUCCCAACGAUAUUAUUGUAACGAUUAAACGAAACUUACACCUUCUCUUUCUUUCUCUCUCGAUCGAUCGAUCGACGGACGUUCGUUUCCUUGUUAUGUUUGUCAUAAUAGAAACUAAAACAUGCCUAUCUAUAGCUGGUUUAAAUAACGAUUUAAUGGUCUAGUGGUCAAUUAACAUACGUACAUAUGUGUAUCGAUGUAUAUAUCCUUUAGUCAUUGUUCCGAAUUUCUUCACUUUACUAUUACUGCUGCACACAUAUGAUUUUUAUUUUCUUUUUUUCUAAUUUCUUUUUACUUUAUCUUUUCUCUCUUUUUUUUUUCUUUUUUUUUUAAUGACAUUCGGAACCAACUCUCCCUUGUGCAAACUGGAUAUAUCAUUAAUAUAUAAUGUCAUAAAAACAAAUGAGUUGUUCGAUGAGUUAAAUGAAAGCAUAACACGAUAAUGAUAAUAAUUGUAAUAAUGAUAAUAAUAGCGACAACCACUAUCGUCAUUGUCAUCGUCGUAAAGAUAAAAACGUAAUAACGUUAGACUUCGAAUUAAUUGCGAUCGUCGUUAUGAAUCAUUCCUCUUCCAAACGAUUCUUGUCCCUUUUCCUAUCUAUUAUCUGUUCCCGGUCCAAAAAGCCUAUAAAUAUAGAUUUUUAUUUGCGUCUGUAUAUUUCUUAAAAGGACACAAGGACAACAGUAUAAAGAGAUAACAAAGAAUUUAAGGACCACGUAGAUAGUGUUCGUCCUUAUUGACGCAUAAAAAAAAGAAAAAAGGAAUAAAAGGGCAAAUUGAUCGUAUCGAAAUUCUAUAAAAGAUUUGAGAUUGUUAGAAGAGAUAGAAGAAGAAAAAGGAAAAUAAAGAGAUUAGAAGAAGAAGAAGGGGAAAAAAGAAAGAAAGAAAGAAGAGAUCGUAGAUAAUAAUAAUAAUUCAAAUCUAAUAUGCAGAACGCAAAAGCUGAAAGUUUCAUUGGCAUUUUAUCAAAUGAGAUUGGCCAUACUUUCGCCUGCGUAGUUUUGAAAUGAGAAAUUCUUGGACCAUCCUGUACGUGUAUGCGUAUAUACCUGUAUACCUAUAUUUUUCUAUCACGGAUUCGUCUGUGACUAUGUCUUCGAUGCUUUAUGGAGUAUCGUCGUUAAUAUUGUCGACUAUUUAUUAUUUUCUAUAUAAUAUUGAUUUAUAGUCAGACGUGCUCUCGGAAAAAGACAUUGAUAGGUUUAAUUGAAAAAAAAAGAAAAAAGAAACAGAAAAUUUAAUCGGAAUUAAUAAUUAUCAUUAUGAGAGAUUAAUUCAAUAGGUAAUACGUACUCGUACAUGUGUUCCUGAUUUCUUAAAUAAUUCUUUUCUUUCAUUUGCUAAUAUAUAGAAUUAUGAUAAAGUACAAGUCCGAGUGUUAAGAAUGUUAUGUAAAUUCUAUAUAUAUAUAUAUAUAUAUAUAUAUAUAUAUAUAUAUAUAUAUGUAAGUCCUUCAUGAAUUUUCCGAGGCACGGGAUUUUGUUAUGUAAAUUAUUAUGUAAAAAUUAUGAAUUUGUCACGCGCUGGUCGACGUGACGAUGUGUACUCGCACCAUUAAAGAUUCAAUAAAUGUGUUUAAUUAUGAAAA
This is a messenger RNA of Vespula pensylvanica (western yellowjacket), 4908 nucleotides long. It is a transcript of the gene jdp, whose product is annotated as J domain-containing protein. Gene Ontology annotation, cellular component: cytoplasm. The record is from RefSeq and is a predicted model, not a curated record. The transcript has 4 exons. The coding region runs from base 433 to 975 and encodes 180 amino acids. NCBI's taxonomy places the organism in Eukaryota, Metazoa, Arthropoda, Insecta, Hymenoptera, Vespidae.